Andrographis paniculata is the source of this 3933-nucleotide messenger RNA. RefSeq names its product squamosa promoter-binding-like protein 1. Gene Ontology annotation, cellular component: nucleus. Gene Ontology annotation, molecular function: protein binding; DNA binding. The transcript is spliced from 11 exons. NCBI's taxonomy places the organism in Eukaryota, Viridiplantae, Streptophyta, Magnoliopsida, Lamiales, Acanthaceae. The record is from RefSeq and is a predicted model, not a curated record. Bases 636 to 3656 code for a protein of 1006 amino acids.
AAAAAAGGGAAACUAAAGAAACGGAAGAAAAGUUUGUCCUGGCUCUCUCUCUCUUCUCUCUCUCUCUCUUCCUUCUAUAUUAAGGUUUUUAUGGAGCUCUAAAUCGCCGGCGAUUUUUCCGUCAAAUCUUUGAUAAAAUCUCACCUCCACUCCUCAAUCACCAUACUUAGUCUCUCUUCUUAUCUCUCUUAGUAAUAACCCUCAGGUGUGCGUGCCUGCCUGCAAGGACAAGGCCAGCAAUCAGGAGUAGUAUAUAGUACUGAGUUUUAUUUAUUUUAUUUAAUUUUAUUUUUUUUCUUUCAUCAAAUCUAAGCUCUCUCUGCCUGUCUAUGUAGUCCUUUGGGGGUAAAAUUCCACUCGGCCGUAAUUUCCUGUUGUUGCAGGCAGUACGACUUGUUUUGGCAUGUGGGUUGCUCUUGUUUGGGUCCAUGGAUCUGUCGGUGCGCUUGUCUUGGAUUUCUGGUGUUGCAGUGAGGCUGAUUGAUAGAAGAUAUUAAAUGAUCAGUUCACUUGCAUUCGGCUUGGUUUUCUUGAGAUUCCUGCUUCAUCUAGCGACGUUUCGUCUCUGUCUGUAAAUUUAGAUUGUUUCAAUUCCUUCUCCUUUUUCUUAUUUUUUCAAUUUGGGAUUUUUUGGGAUGGAAACUAAGUUCGGUGAAAAGUUGCCUGAUUUAUGCGGUUCAGCCGUGCCGGAUAUGAAUGCCGUCGGAAAAAGGAGUAUGGAAUGGGAUUUGAAUGAUUGGAGAUGGGAUGGCGACUUGUUUGUUGCUGCUUCGCAAAACCCUGCGUCAUCUGAUUGCAGGAGCAGACAGUUUCUUCCGGUUGGAACAGAUAUUCCUGUGAAACGUGGGGAAUCCAAAAAUUUCUUUUCAGGUUCAAAUGGAGUGAAUUUGGGAGAUGAUAGGGGAAAAAAGGAUUUGGAGGAGAGGAGAAGGUACAUUGGGUUCGAUGAACAGUUAAAUGGGGAAGCGGAUUCACUUAAUUUGAAGCUGGGUGGGCAAACGUUUCCAGUGGUGGAAAAGGAUAAGGAAAAGGUAAGGGAAAGGGAAAGGGAAAGGGAGGUAGGAGACAAAUUGGAAGACAAGACUGGGAAGAAGAUCAAAGUUUCUGGCUCAUCAUCUAGCCGUGCAGUUUGCCAAGUAGAGGAUUGCAAAGCCGAUUUGAGUGAUGCCAAAGACUAUCAUCGCCGACAUAAAGUAUGUGAAGCACAUUCUAAGGCUACCAGAGCUUUAGUUGGAAACAUUAUGCAGCGAUUUUGUCAACAGUGCAGCCGGUUCCAUCUCCUUCAAGAGUUUGAUGAAGGGAAACGGAGUUGUCGCAGGCGUCUAGCAGGCCAUAAUAAGCGACGGAGGAAAACACAUCCAGAGACUGGACUUAAUGCUAUUGGCUCAAAUGCUGAACAGGAUAGUAAUUAUUUGUUAAUAAGACUGCUGAGGAUACUCACCAAUAUGCACUCCAGUGGCUCAGAUCAAACAAGGGAUCAGGAUGUUUUGCUGCACCUCCUAAGAGACCUUGCCAGUCUUGCUGGUUCAACUAAUGAGAUAAAUCCUGUGGGAACUCUACCUCUAUCUCAGGACUUGCAGGAGAUGAAGACAACUAUGGGAACUUCUCUAAGGGACUCUGAUAGGCCUUCUGGUGCGGCUGUGGCCAUAGAUUCAUCUUCUUUAACUCAGAGAGAUACCAGGACUGAUAAUCAAGAUAGAAUUGCAAAAUAUGCAUCUGCUUCAAAACAAACUGAUUUUCUUUUUCCAGAAAAAGCAAGCAGUUCGGUCAAAGCAAAGGCAAAACUCAAGAAUAUUGACCUAAAUAAUGCUUAUGAUGGUUCCGAAGACUUCAUGGAGGAUCAGCCGGACAAUGCUGUUCCAGAAAAUCUUGGGAAUGGAUCCACUGUUGUCCCAUUAUGGCAAUGCAAAAAUUCUCAACAGUCUAGCCCACCGCAGAAUAGUGGGAAUUCUGCUUCAACUCCAAGCCAUUCACCAUCUACAUCCAGUGGAGAGACUCAGAGUCGUACUGAUCGGAUUGUUUUUAAACUUUUUGGCAAAGAUCCAAGUGAAUUUCCUCUUGUCAUAAGAAAGCAGAUUAUUGAUUGGCUAUCCAGUAGCCCUAUGGACAUAGAAAGCUACAUUCGACCUGGUUGUGUUGUUCUGACAAUAUAUGCAUCCAUGGAUGUGACCACUUGGGAGGAGCUGUACUACAAUCUAAAUUUCUGUUUGAGAAGGCUUCUGGAUUCGUCUCAAGAUUCAUUUUGGAGAACUGGAUGGAUAUAUGCACGAGUACAGGAUCAUGCUACUUUUGCAUAUAAUGGUCAAGUUGUUGUAGGCACACCCCUACCCCUAAAAAUCCAUGGGAGUUGUAGAAUAUCAAGCAUCACUCCUCUUGCUGUUUCAAUUUCAGAAGCUGCUCGUUUUGUAGUGAAAGGUUUCAAUUUAUCUCUUUCUACAUCAAGGGUAUUCUGUGCUCUUGAAGGGCAGUACCUUUUACAUGAAAGUUGUGCUGACGUUACAAGAGCUGAGUUAUCUGUGGAGCAUGAAGAGAUUGAGUCUCUUAGCUUUUCUUGUGCUAUUCCUCAAGUUCUUGGGAGGGGAUUUAUUGAGGUGGUAGAAGACCAUGGCCUCAGUAGCAGCUUCUUUCCAUUCAUUGUGGCUGAAAAGGAUGUCUGCUCAGAUAUUUGUAACCUGGAGAGCAUCAUUGAGGUGUCUGAAGUUUCUUGUGAAAAUGGUAACAAACUUGAAGCCAGGAAACGGGCUUUGGAUUUCAUGCAUGAAAUGGGAUGGCUGCUCCAUAAAAGUAGCUUGUUGUCUAGAUUAGAAGAAAUCAAGGGUGAUGUGAAUCUAUUUCCAUUCAAACGCUUCAGAUGGCUUAUGGAAUUUUCCAUUGAUCAGGAUUGGUGUGCUGUGGUGAAAAAACUUUUAGACAUCCUGUCGGAUGGUAUUGUGGAUGCUGGGCAGUACGCUUCCAUUUCAGUUGCGUUGCAGGAUAUUGGACCGCUUCACUUAGCUGUCAGGAAAAAUAGCAGGCCCAUGGUAGAAUUUUUGUUAGCAUACCAACCAAAAGGAGCUCUGGAUGAAACAGGGGCAAAACAGAAACAAGUUCUGUUUAGGCCUGAUACAGUGGGUCCUGGUGGGUUGACUCCUCUUCAUGUAGCAGCCAGUUUGGAUGGCUGCGAGAGUAUGGUGGAUGCAUUAACUGAAGAUCCCGGACCUGGAUCGGUGGGAAUUGAAGCAUGGAAGAGUGCUCAAGACCGCAUGGGAUUAACUCCACAUGACUAUGCAUGUUUGCGCGGUCAUUAUACAUACGUCCAACUAGUGCAGCGGAAAGUGAACCAGCGGCUGCAGCAGAAACAACAACCGGGGAAUGGACAACAAGUUGUUGUUGUUGAUAUCCCUGUAAGUCAUGAGAAAAUUGGAAGUGGAAGUGGAAGCGUGUUCCAAGUGGCGAAGAGACUCCACAUGCAAUGCAGGCAAUGUGAGGAGAAGUUGGCAUAUGGCAGGGUGCCAAGGAGAGCACGCGGGGUGUCGAUAUAUAGACCGGCAAUGCUGUCAAUGGUAGCAAUAGCUGCAGUGUGCGUAUGUGCUGCUCUACUCUUCAAGAGCUCGCCGGAGGUGCUUUACUCGUGCAGGCCAUUCAGGUGGGAACUGCUGAAAUAUGGGUCUGAGUAAGAAAACAAACAAACAAGUGAUGAUAGAUCUAUUUAUUUGUGAAAUGAAAGAGAGAGAGGGCAGGCAUCACACCACAUCACUUGCUACUUACUAGUCUCAGUCUGUCUCUCUCUCUCUCUCUCUCUUGUUUGUUAUGUCUGUCUGUCUGUCUGCUUCGGCAUAGAUAGAUAGAUGUAGAUAAAUGGCAAUGCUUUCCCUGCCUGCUUCUUACUGUGUCACUAUAAUUUACGUUAAUAAUUUUAGAUGUUUAUGAAGAAGAAGAAAGAGUUGGUGUCCA